AUGGCGCCCGACCAGCCUUGGCACGGCUUGGAGACCCCCUGCGACGACUCGGAUCAGGCGCUCUUCGCCGCCGCCGCCCGGGUCACCAUCGGCAAUGGGCGCACGGCCGUCUUUUGGGACUCUACUUGGCUGGGCGCCUCUCCGCUCCGUUUUGCCUUCCCCGCCCUCUACGCCCUCUCCCGCCGGAAGCAACGUUCGGUGGCUCAGGCGCUUUCGGGGAAUCAAUGGGUACACGACCUUCGGCCGUCCAUCGAGCCCACUGUGCUUACGGAGUUUAUCAGCGCUUGGACGUUGAUCGCGAACACCCCUCCGCUUCGUCCUGAUGUUCCGGACUCUAUCCGUUGGGCACUCACCGACAAUGGCACCUAUUCCUCCAAGUCCACCUACCUGCUCCAUUUCCUCGGUAGAAUCAGCGCCCCGCUCUCUUCGCCUGGCUCCUCUCGCUAA
Brachypodium distachyon (stiff brome) is the source of this 447-nucleotide messenger RNA. RefSeq lists its product as uncharacterized. Lineage: Eukaryota; Viridiplantae; Streptophyta; Magnoliopsida; Poales; Poaceae. The transcript has a single exon. Bases 1 to 447 code for a protein of 148 amino acids. The record is from RefSeq and is a predicted model, not a curated record.